Molecule: messenger RNA, 2103 nt
Organism: Tetrahymena thermophila SB210
Lineage: Eukaryota; Ciliophora; Oligohymenophorea; Hymenostomatida; Tetrahymenidae
Product: zinc finger protein
Exons: 2
Molecular function (GO): zinc ion binding
Source: RefSeq, a predicted model, not a curated record
AUGAUAAGCAGCUUUAAUCCAAUAUCUUAAAAUGUAGAUAACACCAUGCUUAAUGGUAAAUUGAUUGCAAAAUAAAUUAGUAUUAAGUAAAAAGUUAAUUCGAUUAAUUAAUCUGAAAACACUGAACAAACACACCAAAUUGCUUCAUAAAAUAUCCAAAAAUGUGAAACAAAUACUUUUGAAAAGUAGGAUGGUUAAAGCUAAAAGUAAGUAUAAAAGAAAAAAUUUGAAAAUAAUGAAGAUAAACUGUCUUCUAUUUAGCAAAAGAAUAUGCGAAUUUUUAAUUCCUCGAUGAAAAUUAAGAUCAAUGAUAAUAAACAAUAAAAUAAACAAGUUGGUAAUGAUCUAAAUAAAAUGUAUGGUAAAAGUGACUUCUUGCAACCAAAGGAAGUAAGAUAAUAAGGAAAUUUAUUGUAGGUUUAAUAACUAAGCUAAAGUAUGGAGAUUUCUGAGAAUGCAGAUCAAAUUAUAAUGAUGAAAAGCCUAAAUGAAGAAGACUUUAAGAUUAGUGCUUAAAAUCCUUAAAUUAGAGAUAAAUCAAUUAAGCUAAUUAGAAGUCAAAGCAAAAGAAUCAAUUUAGACACUACAUAAUAACCUGCGGAAGAUAGUAACUUAAAUUAUUUUAUUAAUAGCGAACUUGCUUCGUCAAUAGUAAUUUCUCCUAAAAAAAGUAAAAUUAUUCCUUUCCAAAAUGAUCACUUGUCUAACUAAAUGAAUAAUAACAAUUUGAGCUAAAAGAUUGACGAUUUUAAUAUUUCAUGGAAUUGCUCUUAAAAAUAAUAAAAAAAGAAAGUAUAAAAAAAUGUAAUUUAAAACAAUUCAAUAGCGAAGACAAAUGCAUUUGGAAAUAGUAUGAUAAAAUAAAAUACCAAUAACAUUAACUUAAAUAUGAACGAAUAUGCUGAUGAUGAUGAAGAAGAAGAAUAAUAAGAUAUAGUAAUGUAGUCAUUUAAUACGUAAAAUCAUGCAUAGAAUAAACCGAAAACAAUAAAUAUUUAGUUAAAAGAUCUCCGCUUUUUUUAGAAGUCGAAAAAUAUUAUUGUUGUAGAUCUGCAAAACCCCACAAAAUUAGAGCAAUUAAAAAAAUCAAAAAAUAUGCAAGAAUGGUUUAUGAAGAGGAAAAGUUAAGAAUUAAAUUAGUUUUAAAGUUAUGCAAUUUAGAAUAAUAAGGAUAUAAAUAUUGAUGAUAUUAAUAAAAAAAAUAUUUACACUAUUGAUGAAAAACAAGAAACAGAAGAAAUGGUUUGCAAAAUUUGCUUUGAAGGAGAAAAUAAAGAUGGAUAAUCAAAUAAUAAAAAGUCUCCUUUAAUUUCUCCUUGCCUUUGUUAAGGUUCUAUGAAAUACAUCCAUCAAGAAUGCUUAAAAGAAUGGAUAAUAUCUAAGCUAUGCUAAGAAUUUAAUUCUUAUGUAUAACUGUAAGCUGAUUUGUCUAAAACAUAAUGCGAAAUUUGCAAGUAUAAUUACAGGAUGGAAAUUUAAUUAGGAGAUAGAUUUCUUCCUUCGUAGGCAGUAAAAAAGGGCAUGAAGCCACUUUACUUAUCUCUUGUAACUUUCUUAAUCUCAUGCAUGCUUUUCUAUUUAGCUGCUCAUUUCACAACUUAGUCUGUUUAAGGAGAUACUGAUAGUAUGGAAACAGGCUAUUCUUUAGGCAUAGGAGUCUGUUCAGCAAUAGUUGGGUGCAUUUUUAUAUUUAUAUCUAUCAUUUGUCUAAGAGAGUGUUUAUAUGUUAAGAAAAUAGUAAAUUGGAUAAUUUUUAACUCUGAAAGGCAAAAAAAGAUAGAUUCUAUUCAAACUUAAAUAAUUAAUAAAACUUUUAAUGGAUUUAGAUUAAACUAAAUAUAAACAACUUAAUAAGAAAAUAUGGAAAAUUAAGGAUAAGUCCUAAACUAAUCUAAUAAUUUAAACUAAAUAAAUAUUGAUCAAAGCCAAAUAAAUAACACAAAUAAUAAAUUUUCUCAUUCUUUAGUUAUGGAAAAUAACCAAAGCUAUUAAGAAUAAGAAUCUUAAAAUUUAAGUCCGUCUAGAUAUUCACCUACUCAAAUUAACAAUAUAACUAACAUCUAAAGAUAUUAAAAUGGUGAAAAUUACAAUUUACCAUAUUGA